CAUCAGGCCUUUCCCUUCCCUUUCUCCUUUCUCGUUGUGUGGGUUCUUUCUAGGCCCUAGGACAAGCCAAGAAGCGGCGGAGGGGAAGGGAGGAAGAGGGCACCAGCCGCACCGGCCGGCGGAAUGGCGGCGCCGCCCAAGGCCUGGAAGGCGGAGUACGCCAAGUCCGGGCGGUCCUCGUGCAAGUCGUGCAGGUCCCCCAUCGGGAAGGACCAGCUCCGGCUCGGCAAGAUGGUCCAGGCCACGCAGUUCGACGGAUUAAUGCCCAUGUGGAACCAUGCCAGUUGCAUCCUCAGUAAGAAAAACCAGAUAAAAUCUGUUGAUGAUGUUGAAGGAAUAGACACACUCAGAUGGGAUGACCAAGAGAAGAUAAGAAAUUAUGUUGGAAGUGCACCAGCUACUGCAAGUUCUGCAGCUGCUAUUUCAGAUAAAUGCACCAUUGAGGUUGCUAAAUCUGCCCGUACUUCCUGUAGACGGUGUGGUGAAAAGAUAAAAAAGGGAACGGUUCGUGUUUCAUCUAAGCUUGAAGGGCAAGGUUGGUAUCACGCCAGCUGUUUUCUGGAGAUGUCCCCAGCUGCAACUGUUGAGAAUUUCUCAGGCUGGGAGAUCCUGUCGCAUGAGGAUAAAAGAGCUGUUCUUGAUCUUGUUAAGAAAGAUGCCCCCAGCUCAGGGCAAACAUCUUCUAAGGGUUCCAAGCGCAAGAAUAAUCAGAAUGAUAUACACGACUGCAAAGCUCCCAAGAUAAUCAGGAGUAUAUCAGAAGGCACAGCAGAAGAUAAAGGGAAAGCUGUUGUAUCACAUGAUUCCAAUGCUAAUUCUUCUGAUCUUCAAGAAAAGCUUAAAGAGCAGAGUGACACACUUUGGAAAUUGAAGGAUGAACUUAAGAAGCAUGUGUCAACUGCUGAACUAAGGAACAUGCUCGAAGCAAAUGGGCAGGAUACAUCUGGGCCAGAGCGGCAUCUAUUAGACCGUUGUGCUGAUGGGAUGCUUUUUGGAGCAUUGGGUACUUGCCCAGUUUGUUCUAGCUUCCUAUACUAUCAUGGUGGCCAGUAUCAUUGCAGUGGCUAUGUGUCAGAAUGGUCCAAGUGUACAUACUCUACGACAGAACCCGUGCGCAGUAAAAAGAAAUGGAAAAUUCCUGACGAAAUGGAUAAUGGUUAUCUUACAAAGUGGUUCAAGUCUCAAAAGGCUAAGAAACCAGAGAGAGUUCUUCCGCCAAUGUCACCUGAGAAAUCAUUGUGCCAAUCAACCCAGCAAAACCGAUCUUUCCUUAGUGAAGGACUGGAUAAAUUGAGAGUUUCUAUAGUAGGACAAUCUAAAGAUGUGGUUGAUGGAUGGAAACAGAAGCUGAAAGAUGCUGGUGCCAACUUUAAUGCCACAGUUACCAAAGACAGCAGCUGCUUAGUUUUAUGUAGUGAGCUUGAGAGUGAGAAUGCUGAAGUCAAGAAAGCAAGGAGGUUGAAGAUACCAAUUCUGCGAGAAGGUUACCUUGGAGAAUGCAUUAGAAAAAACAGAGUGCUUCCAUUUGAUUUGUAUAAAGUAGAAGCUGCAUUGGAAUCUUCGAAAGGAGGCACAAUGACUGUUAAAGUUAAAGGGCGAAGUGCUGUUCAUGAGUCCUCUGGUUUGCAAGAUACAGGUCAUAUUCUUGAAGAUGGAAAAAGCAUAUACAAUACAACCCUGAACAUGUCUGACCUGACACGAGGUGUGAACAGCUAUUAUAUACUUCAGGUCAUUGAAGAGGAUAAUGGGUCUGAUUGUUAUGUAUUCCGAAAGUGGGGACGAGUUGGGAAUGAAAAAAUUGGAGGCACUAAGUUGGAGGAGAUGUCGAAAAUUCAUGCUAUUCAGGAAUUUAGAAGAUUGUUUCUUGAGAAGACUGGAAACCCCUGGGAAGCAUGGGAACAAAAAACAAAUUUCCAAAAGCAGCCUGGGAAAUUUUAUCCACUUGACAUUGACUAUGGUGUAAGGCAAGGACCAAAGCGGAAAGACAUUGACAAAAUGAAAAGUUCACUUCCUCCCCAGUUGCUGGAGCUCAUGAAUAUGCUUUUCAAUAUUGAAACAUACAGGGCUGCUAUGCUGGAAUUCAAAAUUAACAUGUCUGAGAUGCCCCUGGGUAAACUAAGCAAGGAAAAUAUCCAAAAAGGUUUUGAAGCAUUAACUGAGAUACAGAAUCUAUUGGGUAACACUAAUAAUCAAGAACUGGCGGUUAGAGAGAGCUUGAUCGUUGCCGCGAGCAAUCGUUUCUUCACCCUUAUUCCUUCUAUUCAUCCUCACAUUAUACAAGAUGAGGAUGAUUUGAUGGUGAAAGUGAAAAUGCUUGAAGCUCUGCAAGAUAUUGAAAUUGCUUCUAAACUUGUUGGCUUCGAUAGUGACAAUGAUGAGUCUCUUGAUGACAAGUACAAGAAACUUCGAUGUGCCAUUACGCCACUCCCUCAUGAUUGUGAAGAUUACAAGCUAGUUGAGAAGUAUCUUCUUAACACUCAUGCUCCUACCCACAAGGAGUGGUCACUGGAAUUAGAGGAAGUCUUUUCGCUUGAUCGAGAUGGAGAAUUCAGCAAGUACUCAAGAUAUAAGAAUAAUCUACAUAACAAGAUGUUGUUAUGGCAUGGUUCAAGGUUGACCAAUUAUGUUGGAAUACUUAGUCAAGGACUAAGAAUAGCACCUCCUGAGGCUCCCGUGACAGGCUAUAUGUUUGGGAAAGGCCUCUACUUUGCAGAUUUAGUAAGCAAGAGUGCACAAUAUUGUUACGUGGAUAGGAAGAAUCCAGUUGGUUUGAUGCUUCUUUCCGAGGUUGCUCUAGGUGACAUGUAUGAACUGAAGAAAGCCACGUCCAUGGACAAACCUCCAAGAGGGAAACACUCGACCAAGGGCUUAGGCAAAACCGUGCCGCUCGAGUCUGAGUUUGCGAAAUGGAGGGAUGAUGUUGUGGUGCCAUGCGGAAAGCCAGUGCCAGCAUCUAUCAAGACAUCUGAGCUUAUGUACAAUGAGUAUAUUGUCUACAAUACAUCCCAGGUGAAGAUGCAGUACUUGUUGAAGGUUAGGUUCCAUCACAAGAGGUGACUAGAAGACUUGAGGUAGGAGUAGAAAUGUAGAAUUAAUCAGUGGAAGUAUCUCCAUCGUUAUCAGUAGUCUGUGGUGGCUACGCUUUUGAUGUGUUAGAAUGAUUUAUCCAGUAGUUUCAGGUUGGUAGGAGGUUAUGUGCUGCUCGCGUAUGAUCCGUUUUGGGGUAUGUUGCAUGGGCAUCGCGCGAGUGGCGCAAGUAAAUCCCCUGCGCAUGCCAUGGGCAUUUGAUAGAUGUUUGCCUAAUUUUCUGUGGCAAUGUGCGCAUUUGGCAUCUCUGUUUAGCUUGCUAUUUUAUCAUCACUCGCGUUAUUUGUGCGUUGUUGCGUUUUGGCUA
This is a messenger RNA of Oryza sativa Japonica Group (Japanese rice), 3394 nucleotides long. The record is from RefSeq and is a predicted model, not a curated record. Lineage: Eukaryota; Viridiplantae; Streptophyta; Magnoliopsida; Poales; Poaceae.